Molecule: messenger RNA, 3487 nt
Organism: Aspergillus steynii IBT 23096
Lineage: Eukaryota; Fungi; Ascomycota; Eurotiomycetes; Eurotiales; Aspergillaceae
Product: ssDNA endodeoxyribonuclease RAD2
Exons: 2
Coding region: 119-3487 (1122 amino acids)
Biological process (GO): nucleotide-excision repair
Cellular component (GO): nucleus
Molecular function (GO): single-stranded DNA binding; DNA endonuclease activity
Source: RefSeq, a predicted model, not a curated record
CGACUGGCUCGGUGGAUCCUUGUAUCUUCGCAUAUCGCUGCCUCUCGUACCAGCCAUGCUUUUAUCGCAACCGCUAGCCAUCCUAUAAUAAUAAUAGACACCCCGUCACCCCGCCAUCAUGGGUGUUCACGGGCUCUGGAACGUCGUCCAGCCUUGCGCACGGCCCAUCAAGCUCGAGACCCUCAACAAGAGGCGGUUGGCCGUCGACGCUUCGAUCUGGAUCUAUCAGUUCUUGAAGGCGGUCCGUGACAAAGAGGGGAAUGCGCUUCGUAACUCCCAUAUUGUGGGUUUCUUCCGUCGAAUAUGCAAACUGCUCUACUUUGGCAUCAAACCGGUCUUUGUGUUUGACGGCGGCGCCCCGAUCCUCAAGCGACAGACCAUAGCGGGCCGGCAGAAACGUCGAGAGGGCCGCAGAGAAGAUGCCGUGCGCACGGCCGGGAAGCUCCUUGCCGUACAGAUGCAAAGGACUGCCGAGGAAGAGGCUACCAGGCGCAAGAAUGCGACGGCCAAGCAGGCAGAAGAGGAAGUGUCGGAUAGACCGGUUUAUGCGGAGGAGGCUUUUAUGACGGACAAAGAGAAGCAGCAGGGUCGCUCGUUUAAAAAGAAAGAUGCCUACCAUUUGCCGGACAUGCAAGUUUCGCUGGAAUCGAUGGGUGCUCCGAACGACCCGCGUAUCAUGUCACAGGAGGAGCUUGAGGAAUACGCAAGACAGUUUCAUCGGGGCGAAGACAUUAAUUUGUACGACUUUUCGAAGAUUGAUUUCGACAGUCCGUUCUUCAUCAGUCUUCCGGCUACAGAUCGGUAUAACAUCCUGAACGCGGCUAGGCUUCGGAGUCGUCUACGAAUGGGGUACUCAAAGGAGCAGCUAGAUCAUAUGUUCCCCGAUCGCAUGGCCUUCUCGAAAUUUCAGAUCGAGCGAGUCAAGGAGAGAAAUGAUUUGACACAGCGCCUGAUGAACAUCAACGGCAUGAACGGUGAAGAAGCAUUUUACAACUCAGGACAGAGAAUUGCCGGUGAACGAGGCAAGGAGUAUGUGCUAGUGAAGGACAAUACGGUUGAAGGCGGAUGGGUCCUCGGUGUUGUCGGAAACAAGGAUGAGGGCCGCGAGGGCAAGCCGAUUGACGUCGACCAGUACGGAAUGCAAGAGAUUCUUCCAGCAGAGAAUAGCUCUGAUGAUGAUGACGGCUUCGAGGAUGUGCCUGUCGAGGGUCUCAACCGACUUCCUCGACUCCCUUUUCUUCAAGAAGGCGUUCUUGACGAUUCAGUCAGGCAGCAGAUGCAAAGGACAUCCGGGAGAAGAGCCAGUGCUAGGUCACAAGACUUCGAGGACGAUUCGCUAUUUGUUCCAGAUAGUAACAGCCAAGCCCUGCGGCAGGGCCACGGAGAUAUCAACGGCUUGUUUGAAGAGGGUGAAGAUGAAGACCUUCAAAGAGCGAUACAAAUGUCACUCGAGUCUGAAGGUCAACAAGAUGAUGACAUGCCCGACAUUCAACUUAAUAGAAACACCUCCCAUCUUCUUCCAGGCAAUGAUGCGACAAAAGCCAUGAGCCUAGAAAGUGAUGACGACGACGCACUAGAUUUUGGGGCCGCUUUGGCGCAAUCAAAAAGAACCAAAAAAGAGCCGAUUAACACUAGUGCUGAGCGCCCGGUCAUCGACCACCCUUUCGACGGGCCUCUACCGUUUGAGUCCAUGAAACGCAGCAAGCCGCCUGGACAUGAGAAAUACAGCAAUGAAAAGGUUUAUGAACAUGCUGGUGGCUUUGAAAAAGAGCCCAGCACCAAAUCAGAGAGCAACAUUAUUCUUCCGCCGUGGUUUUCAGGGAGCAAUUCGAAAGCCGAGUUCAUUACAGAUAACGCUUAUGAUAGCCCAUUGCCGAUCCGUCGGGACAUAGGCAUGACUCCGGACCACUUCUUCCUGAAGAAUCACGAAUCUCCUCAGGUCAUCGACGUUGACAAGCCUUCAAACCCAAACGACAUCAUUGAUUUGGAGUCGGAUGUGGAAGAAGGUAAAAACGAUGCACCUCAAGUUGCUGCUGUUCCAAGCCCCAAGAACGAAGAAACCGGCACGGUCCCUGGGGUUGUGCCACUAGCAGCACAAGACAAUUCGGGCACCGAACGACACACUGUACCAUCACCAUCACCUGAAUUCGAAGAUGUGCCAACUCAACCACAAGAGUCGGUCGCAGCCCCACGCGCCGCAGCGUCGCCAUCACCCGAAUUUGAGGAUGUUACAAUCUCGCCGGAAAGGCGAGCAGCCGAAAAUGUCACUACCGAGCUAGAACCUCAAGCUGCCCUUGAUCUAAUUCAAGCCGAAAACCUCGCCAGGGAAGAGGAAGAAUUUUCGGACCCUGAAGAUGAGGACUUGAUGCGACAGCUCGCAGCUGAAGGCGAGGAACAUGUUCGAUUUGCAGCCACAUUGAACUCUGCGCCGCAGGGCGAGAGCUCUUUUGAUUACGAACAGGAACUCAAGCAGUUGCGAUCGCAACAAAAGAAGGAUCGUCGCGAUGCAGAUGAGGUAUCGCAGAUCAUGAUUACCGAGUGUCAGCAACUGCUGAAAUUGUUUGGCUUACCAUAUGUUACCGCGCCCAUGGAGGCCGAAGCGCAGUGUGCAGAACUAGUCUCGCUGGGCCUAGUCGAUGGCAUCAUCACCGACGACAGCGAUUGCUUCCUGUUUGGUGGUACCCGCAUCUACAAGAACAUGUUCAACCAAAGCAAGUUUGUCGAGUGCUACCUUACUUCUGACCUCGAAAAGGAAUAUGCUCUUCAUCGGCAGAAGCUGAUCAGUUUCUCCCAUCUGCUCGGUAGUGACUAUACCGAAGGAAUUCCGGGAAUCGGGCCUGUAACGGCGCUCGAGAUCAUCACGGAAUUCGCCAGCUUAGAAGAAUUCCGCGACUGGUGGACCCAGGUUCAAAUGGGAGUCAACAUGGCCGAGGGCGGGCAUGCUGCUUUCUACAAGAAGUUCAAGAAGCAGGCUACGAAGAUAUUCCUGCCUCCGUCAUUCCCGGACAGCCGAGUCGACGAGGCCUACUUUGAGCCCGAAGUCGACUCGGACCCGUCUCCCUUCCAAUGGGGCGUUCCCGAUCUCCACAGCCUACGACACUUCCUGAUGACGACGAUCGGAUGGAGCCAGGAACGAACUGACGAGGUAUUGGUGCCGGUCAUUCGGGACAUGAAUCAGAGGGAACAGGAGGGCACGCAGUCCAACAUCACCAAUUUUUUCCACGGGCCUCAAGGAGCCGGGGCGUUUGCGCCACGGGUUCGAGCCGCGGGCCAGAGUCGCAUGGAGAAGGCGUUUAGUCGACUCCGGCGGGAAGCCGGAGCCGAUCACACCGAAUCGGCUGAGGUAGACGGCGAGGAAUCCCCUGGAAAUCGUGGCGGACGAACGACAGGAACCAAGCGGGGGACACGCGAUGGCGAGGCGGCUGAGCAGGCCGACAGUGGUGACGCGAAGACUAGUAAGAAACGGAAAACCCGACAGAGGAAGUAG